GACUGAAGGAACCGACAUGUAAUUGUGAAAUAAAAAUGCUAUGCCGCAUCACAGGAUCGCUGCUGAGCCACGGAAAGGAUACGUGUACGACGGAAAGAACGUCAUAGGCGCGUACACAUGAAAGUGAAUACCGAAAUAGUGACGCCAACAAUCAAUGCGAUCGUGAUUAAGGACAAGGGCUAACCCUGAGGAGAAUACUGUGUACACUGUGAACAGGGGGCAAAAAAUCGCUGAUGACGAUAUGAAUGAGAGCCUUGUGAACGUUCAAAAACAACGCUGAGACAAAUUGAUGUGGCAGGUCAAUAGCUGCAAGUGAGAUCUUAAUUCAGGACUAUACAUUUUCGUCAGUUAAUCAUGUAAUAAAACCUUAAGCAAAUCAGUAUUAGACAAAACAUGGAUAAACAGUUAAGGCAGCAUUAUCAAGCAUGACCUAGGAAGUACUUAACAAAUGUGACGAUGCUGUCGUGGUAAUGGUGCGAAAUUCGACCAAAAGUGAGGUUAGCGGUCGUACGGCGCAGAUCCUGGUGGAAUUAUAGAUAUGGCGUGAUGUUCUGCUGCAUCAUUGAGCUCGAUCAGCUAUUGUACGACGGGUUUUGAUGUGCAACUGUUCGACGGCGGACGUGCUCGUCGCGGAUGACUUCUCCGUGACAGGUGUGGAGAUCAACGCUUCAGCGAGCGGCGGUGCGUUCAGUGGAAUCGCAACGGGAGCUGACGGAAGCACAGGCCAGGGAGCAGUAGGCUUGGUAGGAGGGGCAGACUCGAACGUUCUGUUCUCUCCAGAGACAAGUCUCUGUCUUUUCAUAGCCUACACAUUUGUAUUCUGUUGCUGCUUUUUCGGGAAUCUAUUGGUUAUCCUGGUGGUGUGUCUGAACCGUCGAAUGCGAACAACGACCAACUUCUUCCUGGUUAAUCUAGCCAUAGCCGAUUUAUGCGUGGGGACAUUUUGUGUUUACCAAAACAUAUCGCUUUACCUGAUGGAGAAAUGGAUUUUUGGUAACUUCCUCUGCAAGAUGUAUCACUUCGUGCACGGCAUGAGCUACACGGCAUCAAUACUCAUCCUAACGGUUAUUUCGGUCGAACGCUAUCUUGCCAUCUGUCACCCGAUGUGGAGUAAACGGGUGAUCACAUUAAACAGGUUACGAAUCGUGGUUUGUUUCGUAUGGCUUAUCGCUGCGGCAUAUUCAUCGCCGAAACUUAUUAUAUACGGUGUCAUUAGGUACGACAUCGAGGACCAGCCGGGAGAGUUGUGCGUCAUGAGGCGCGAGCGAAAGUCGUCCUAUCAUCGCAUGCACAAAAUCUACGAUCUUAUCAAUUUUAUCGUCUGUUUUGUAGUCCCACUAGCUAUUAUUAGCGUUCUCUAUACCUUCAUUUGCUUGCGACUGUGGAAAUCGCAGGAUAUGUUGCGCACAAUACAGCCUAAAAAUGAGACUGCAGACGGCAAAGCUACCCUUAUUGCAACAGGUACAACGCUCAAAGGUGCUCAAGUGACACUGACGAUUACCAAUGAUUCCCAGCAAGCGAGUCUUGACGACAAGGAGAUCUCUCAGAGUAUCGGUAGCACUCUCGCCAUUGAAAAAGGUCAACACGUACUGGCUACACCUACGCAUUCCUCUCAAGUACAUCGGGAGUCUCUUUCGGAAUUGCCAUCGUCACUCAGUCAGCCAUUAGCUCAGCAGGAAGUACAGGUCAACGGCAGAACACUCGUAAUCACACCGCCUCCUACGUCAUCCCGAUCUUUGUCGCCGACAUCAUUGUCCCGUUUUCGAUUUCGUUUCUGCUCAGCGUCACUGUCGUUGAAUCGACAGGUUUCACGAGAUUCUCCUACAGUGACCGAGCAUCGUAUUCGUACGUCGUACGGCAGCAGCCAGCGUUCAAACGCAUCAAUCACCAUCCUUCGAGCACGCCGCAACGUUAUUCGGUUGCUUGUGGUCGUCCUUUUAUGCUUCGCCGCCUGUAAUCUUCCCUUCCACGCACGUAAACUUUACCAGAACUGGGGCUCAUCGUAUGACGGCGCCCGACUGCCGUACGUCGUCAUGACAAUGGUAACUCAUCUUAUUCUCUACCUGAAUUCGGGUAUCAAUCCAUUUAUUUAUGCGCUCUUUUCACGCAAUUUUCGUCAGUGUAUGCGGGACGUGCUGCUAUGCAGUAUCCCAGCACUGAAGGGGAAUACGACCACGGCGACGCAGCUUGGCACCUUUUCGACUAACGGUCACCUUUUCGAUGAACGGCGUCGAAGUCGUUUGAAUCCAGACAAGCAAGAAACUCAUCAGCCUUCACGAAGAACGAGUUUCACAUCUCAGACAUUUGUUUGUCGCAGGGGUUCCUCGGUCGAAACGAAUCGAACAUCGAGAAGCAGCACUAAGAACUCAUCUCAGAACGUUUAGUUGCUCAUACGUAAGAACACUACAAUAGCCUCGAGUAGCUUGUAAAUAGGCAUAUCGUUGCGUUGGAAAACAUUUCGUCCAGUUACUUGAUGGCAUUCACUAGGCUGUGUAAUAUAUUACUCAUACAGAACUUAGCAGUAGAUCGAGUAUACGAAUUGGCAAUUUCUGCUAAACUAAUUAGGUAACCAUGCCCUCCGAAGCUAAACAGGUCGUUGAUUAGUUGAAGUUAUGAAGUGCAAACAGAGAGGGAAAAAGAAAGCACAGGCAAUGUAUAUAUGUUUGAAAAAACGACGGUGUUUUUUGACAGGGCCGUAAGCGUACAAGCUCGGUACACUUAACUGAACAGCCAUCUGACUGAUAAUAAGUUACAUAUACGCUAUAAUUCCACAGUCUGAAAAUAGACAUACAGUUACAUAUCUUAAAAUGUGACUAUUUACUCUAAGCUUUGCAUUGUACACAAUAGAAGAUAAACAAUUUUUUCAUUUUCACUAAAUUACACCUAUAUUCUAAAUAGCUUUUUUAAACCUUAUGUCCUUUUUAAACCUUAACAUGUGACGACUGUCUUAUAGCGUUUCUUGUUUUUAUAGGUUUGUUUUUUCUUCUUUCAAUUGGUAUAGCGUUCGCUAUAAUUAUGCAGCUUUAGGUUUGUGACAACGCUCAUUUUCAGCACCCUUGUCGAGGGCUCCUAUUAUCAGUUGGCUGAUGUUGAGUGCUAAGGCGCUAUGUGUCGAUUAAAAUAUCUUUAUAUAAAAUGUAAAAAAGAAAACGAUAAUUCCAUACAAUAUUAUAACACAAACUCAUAGUCUAGAACGCUAGGUCAACGGCACUGUUGAAAAUAGCGGAUAUAGGAACUUUGCAUGCGAUCUGUAUUGCAAUGAAGACCUUCUCCGACCCGACAACACAUCAUAUUCAUUACCGUUUUUUUUGCAUAUGGCUCCCUCUCGUACCCUUUUAGAGUACAUGCACAUUUGGAAUUAGGAAGAAAAAUAAACUUUGAUAUUGCGCGUUAAAAAAAUAGAGUAGAUAACUUGGAAAAAAUUGUCAGAAACGAUCACCUUUCUGGUGAAUCAAUAUCUCGAGUCUCUUUCAGCUUUGCGAACUUUCCGUACAAGACACGGGGUGCAAGAAUUGGCCAUUUUGUCCCUGGUGCUAAUUCCUCGUUUGUCAUAAAUACGUUUCGAAUCAAUGUUUCAAAUCUCCGUGCUUACUGAUUAAUUUGGGUCUUCUCAACAUGAAUGUUAUAUUACCAGGUAUAUUUGCAACUCGCUUAGGUACUGUUACUGUCAAUAUAGCCAACCCGUCGCGAUCGGAUUUCGAGAACACUGAUAACAUAGUACGUACACAAAAAAGAAAAACAAAAAAAAAGGUUAACUGAUAUUAGCUAGGUUAGAUAGGUUGGUGAAGGAAUACAACGUCGACGCUGAAGUUAACCUAAAUCGAUUUGUUACAGUAAGCCACAAAUAUAUUUUCAUAGCCAAUUGCUUCUGUAAGACGACCGUGUCAGCGGGCAUCUGUUCUUCAAAGUGUGCUUCGCGCGCUUGACGUCAAGCUCAUGAUACAGAAUCGAAACUUACUUGUUGUUAUUGUUGUUGUUGUUGUUAAGUUAUUUUCAAGCAUUUGAAGUCGAAAAGUAUUGGAUAAUCGAAUCAGCAUUGUAACUGAUCAUUUUUUAAUGCACAGCCUCGUCUGCGGGUUAAUAAUCACGCCUCGAAAUAGCUUAUCUGAGCGACCCAGGUAACUUUGUGCUUGUAUCGUGCAGACAUCUACAUCCGUCUUCAUGUUUACCCGAUCGGUAGUAGGCAAGAGAAUCCACUGGAAGUGAAUUCGACGCUAGCGCUAGAGGUCGCUUCGGAUGCCGAUCUAACUAACCGACAAUAUCAACUGGCCCGCUACGACUAUUUGAUGGGUCAUGUCAGUCUGCUAGCCGGUUACCAGCGUCGCGCCUGUCUUACAAUGUCUGAUCGUUCUAUCUGGGCAUACGCGUCGGCCUACGGGUUUCAGCUAAGGUACAUGUCAAAAAGUAGGAACAUUCCCAAUACGAAUGAUAUCAAGCUAACGAAGAGACUUGACGAUGAAAGCACGCUUGGUAGUGGGUUCGUGGUACAACAUCGAUUAUAGUCACUUAGAGCUCAAGGUCUCGGUUGAUGACCAAACCGGGACGCUAUUCAUGUCAAGUGGAGUCGACGAUCGACAGAUCUUUCUACUCGGCUACCCCAACAACUACAAUUCGGCCCCCAAUUCAUCAGCUGAGCGCUAACAAUUGAUCUCCUCGAUAUGGGGCUAUCCUGCUUCAUGGGCACAUUGCGUUGUAUAUAUGAUGCCUACGAGGCCCUGUAAAAGUGUACAGAUUAUCGAAUAACGAACGAAGGCAAAUACCUGGCAGUGUAAAUAGUUACUUUGUUCUAUUAAUGACUUGUACCAGCUGGCUAGACUAAGGUAUCCUAUGAAUGUAGCUAGCAAGUCAAAUGAAUGGCUUUCAACUCUAUUCAAUAACAUUGCUCGGUGGCCAUUUAAGCUUGGGUUGCAGCUGCGGAUGAGUGUUUUAAUUUUUUUUACUUAUUUUAGACAGCAUAUUGAAUUAAAUUUGUGUGCAUUUGUCUACGGUCACCAAUCAUUACUUUGUUUAUUCCCUUCUGUCGUCUGCUACAUGCAAACACUUAAUAAUUUCUUUUUUUUUUUCCUGUCACAUGGUAGAGGACCUUCACAGUAAAUUUACCUGAUCAGAAAACGCUUGCAAAUCGUACCACUAAACAACACCUCAGCGUCAAACACGCGACGAUUUUUUUCUCGACCUCAUUUGUACUUCGAAACUUAACUGAUACCUUUAUUUGAAUGCGUUCUCAUAAACAUCGAAUGGCAUCCAUAAUCAAGGAACUAUUCCCUUCAAAUCAGACUGACGCAUAACACACAUCUAGGUCUUGCAGUGUUUCAAGCUGAUUUUAUCAGUUGGUAGUAUUUACCACAGGACUCGCACACGUUUGCGGUUACCAUUCACGUGUAAAGCUCCACAGGAUUUUGAUGAUGUGACAAUGAAGAUCUGUGAUGUAAAUAGAAAUCACUACCGAUUAAUAAAAUAAGGUACGUUGCUGUCAAUGUUAAGUAGACUCGUUGUUUAUGAGUACGUUUACAGCGCGAUAGGAACAAGGAUUUUUUCGACGACAUGUCUCCCGUACAGAUAGCUUACUUUACAAAUGACCUUUUAUACCGCCCUAGAGAACUGAAUUGUAUCUUCCUUUAGACAAAAUCGAUUAUUUUUGAUAAUCCCUUGUAAAAUGUAUACAACAUUCUCGGUUGUUAGUAUACCAUAUAGCUUGCACUGGUCUAGCUCUUCUAAGACCUCUACCCCGCAACGAAGCUAUACCGAUCAGUUCGCAGUGUAUUGGCAGUGUACAUGUGCUAUAUACUCAGUGCAAUAUUACCUUCCUUUCAUUAUACAACUCCAUAUGCUGAAACGCAAAUAAAUCGAACACAGUCAACAGGCACCCCUACACGGACAUCACAUCUUCAAAUGUAUAGAUACUUGUGUGCGCUGAGCGAAGUCUUUAGGUACAUCUGUAAUUGGUAAAGUUGUAAACAUGUAAAGCACUAGAGCUAAUGUAAAUA
Molecule: messenger RNA, 5987 nt
Organism: Varroa destructor (honeybee mite)
Lineage: Eukaryota; Metazoa; Arthropoda; Arachnida; Mesostigmata; Varroidae
Gene: TrissinR
Product: Trissin receptor
Biological process (GO): G protein-coupled receptor signaling pathway
Cellular component (GO): plasma membrane
Molecular function (GO): G protein-coupled receptor activity
Source: RefSeq, a predicted model, not a curated record